Molecule: messenger RNA, 2274 nt
Organism: Pisolithus orientalis
Lineage: Eukaryota; Fungi; Basidiomycota; Agaricomycetes; Boletales; Pisolithaceae
Exons: 4
Coding region: 41-2026 (661 amino acids)
Source: RefSeq, a predicted model, not a curated record
GUGUUGCUCGUCGUCCAUUAAACUCGGGCAACAAAGAGAAAUGCAGCCAUCGACGCCGACGACUGCGGUCCAAAUGCCCAUCCAUUACGCUGUCAAGACGACGACGUCGGGACUGUUGUCCAGGUCUAACUCGUCUCCUCACACGGUAGACCCCGUCAAACAUCACUAUGUACCACCGUCGCCUACGAGGAAACGCCACGGACACUCGCAUUCGGUCGAGUCUGUUAACGGUAUAUAUAAUGUGAGCGAAGGACAGUACCCGUCUCCUUUACCCGUUCCACCGACAUUCUGCGUUAAUGCGGGGUCUCCUACACGCUCUACAUUCGCGACACCACAACGCAAAAGGGCAGAUACCCUCCCAUCCGGGUCGACGAAUCCUUGCGUGAGCGUUGCCAACGAUGCUACUCUGACAGAUAAUAGCCUGCCUUCCGAACCAAAGCAGUGGACCACAGACCAGCUCAUUACCUACCUUUCUACAUCCCUCGGUUCCAAUGGUGACCUGGGCGUACCGAACACAGAUGGUGUACUUGAUUGGGUCCGGGAAUGCGGUUUGACUGGGAGAGAGUGGCUCCGGCUUACUGAUAGGCACCUUGCUGGCACAUCCCUCUCCGAUGCCCAGAUAUCUCUCGUACUGGACAGCUCCCGUACGCUUCGUGCUGACUCGCUGAGAAGGCGUAUAUGGAUGGAUUCGUCCGACGCAGUGAACGCUACGAGUUCGUCUCCGUUCCACGGGGCACUCUACAGGAAUUCUAUCUCAUCGACAGACUUAUCAACACCCUCUCCCAACACGACCGUGGAUACCGAAAUCCCAAUAUCCCCUCCCCUCACUUUACACCGCUCGAAUUCGGUGUCCGAGUCUUUCAUGCGACGCUAUCGCGACCUUGCUCACAUACGCGUCCGGAGGAGGGGAAAGGUUAAAGGUCUUGUGGAGACCUGGGAAGGAGAGGUCAAUCGCCGGGGAAGUUUGAGUAACACUGAAGGUUCGAUUUGUAGCGAGGGGUCUGUAUCUGGGAGCGAUGCAGGGAGUGAGAGCGAGGUUAGUGAGGAACAUGACGUCGGCCAGGCUUUCCCUGAAGAAGCCUUGUCUACUAAUGGAUCCGGUUCGCCGACUCCAUCGAUGGCAGACACGACGCUUAUUGCUUUAAACCCUCCUCCACCUUAUACCUCGAUUAACGCACUGGACGAGGAGGAACCCAGCAUAGAGGAUUUGCUUGCGUCUUCCGGCUCUCUCGAGGGUGCGCGUGCAUGGGAAGCAGACUUACGGCUGGGGGAAACUGUGAAGCGUAUCCCAACUGCCGGUCCUGCCUAUCCUGCUAUGGGGGAGGAGAAAGUAGACUCGAUACGAGAGGCUGGCCUCGAGGAAAACAACGAUCGAGGUGGAAGUGAAUGCCCGGACGUUACCAUUGACCCAGCGGACGAAGGCCCCCAGAAUACCGUGCCGAAUGCUAUUAGCACUGUCUGUGUCGGCGUUCAGGUCGGCGACGCUCUUUCCUUGGCGAACCGCUCGCCAUCUGAAUGGGCAGACCAAACAGAUGCUAUUUGCGCUAUUGAGGCUUCUCUCGUGUCUACCCGUGCAGAACUCGAAACAUUCAAGGCACGUCUAGAGGUCCUCGAAGCUGACCUCUUGCAUUCCGAGGAGACUUCACUACAGCCUUCCGACGAAGCAAACGGCAAUUUACUCCAAAACGAAGAAACACUGCGCAAAAAGGAUGCCCAGGUCUCAACGGACGAUGGACAGUUGCUCCAGCAAACGCAGGACGAGACAGCACCAUACACGGAGCUGGACUGGAGAGGCAUCGUCCGUUCAGUCUCCACUGGGAUCUUGACCUGGUUAUAUCCGUAUACUCAGCCGAUCAGACAUCGUGAUGCCAUGAAUUGUCCCAAACGCCGUAAAGAUAGCCUCUCUCCAGUGCGAGCGACGGCGCUGCCAGCUAUGCGCCUUUCAUCGAUCAUCACGUUCUCUUUUUUGCUUUGUGCAGCUCUUCUGCGUCGAGCUGGGCUUACGCGGUGGAUUCGCAAACCUUGAUUACAGACGUUGCGGGUCGGCCAGUGUUAUUCGUGGUCGUGUUUGUCUCGUUAUUCCGUUCUGAACCAUGUUGUUGACAGACUUUUCUGCUAUACCUCCUUUGUCGGUUGCUUUCACUUGUCAUUUAUGUGACGACCAUGCUUUCAUAUACCCCAACGGAAUGUUUGUUAUGUGUAGAUGAUAGUGUUGUUUGACCCGUCGUAGGAGAGCACGUAAAUGAUAGUCAUCUGGGUGUUAGUGUUGUCAUG